AUGUCCAGCACUAUCCACCACUGCCCACCACCAUCCACCACUAUCCACCACUGCCCACCACCAUCCACCACUAUCCAGCACUAUCCACGACUGCCCAGCACUAUCCAGCACUGUCUGCCACUAUCCACUACUGUCUGCCACUAUCCAGCACUGUCUGCCACUAUCCAGCGCUAUCCACCACUGCCCAGCGCUAUCCACCACUGCCCAGCACUAUCCACCACUGCCCAGCGCUAUCCACCACUGCCCAGCGCUAUCCACCACUGCCCAGCGCUAUCCACCACUGCCCAGCGCUAUACACCACUGCCCAGCGCUAUACACCACUGCCCAGCGCUAUCCACCACUGCCCAACGCUAUCCACCACUGCCCAGCGCUAUCCACCACUGCCCAGCGCUGUGCACCCCUGCCCAGCGCUAUCCACCACUGCCCAGCGCUAUCCACCACUGCCCAACGCUAUCCACCACUGCCCAGCGCUAUACACCACUGCCCAGCGCUAUCCACCACUGCCCAGCGCUAUCCACCACUGCCCAACGCUAUCCACCACUGCCCAGCGCUAUCCACCACUGCCCAGCGCUGUGCACCCCUGCCCAGCGCUGUCCACCACUGCCCAGCGCUUUCCACCACUGCCCAGCGCUAUCCAGCAUUAUCCACCACUGCCAAACACAAUCCACCACUGCCCACCACUAUCCACCACUGCCCACCACUAUCCAGCAUUAUCCACCACUGCCAAACACAAUCCACCACUGCCCACCACUAUCCACCACUGCCCACCACUAUCCAGCAUUAUCCACCACUGCCCAGCGCUAUCCACCACUGCCCAGCGCUAUCCACCACUGCCCAGCGCUAUACACCACUGCCCAGCGCUAUACACCACUGCCCAGCGCUAUCCACCACUGCCCAACGCUAUCCACCACUGCCCAGCGCUAUCCACCACUGCCCAGCGCUGUGCACCCCUGCCCAGCGCUAUCCACCACUGCCCAGCGCUAUCCACCACUGCCCAACGCUAUCCACCACUGCCCAGCGCUAUACACCACUGCCCAGCGCUAUCCACCACUGCCCAGCGCUGUCCACCACUGCCCAACGCUAUCCACCACUGCCCAGCGCUAUCCACCACUGCCCAGCGCUAUCCACCACUGCCCAACGCUAUCCACCACUGCCCAACGCUAUCCACCACUGCCCAGCGCUAUCCACCACUGCCCAGCGCUGUGCACCCCUGCCCAGCGCUGUCCACCACUGCCCAGCGCUUUCCACCACUGCCCAGCGCUAUCCAGCAUUAUCCACCACUGCCAAACACAAUCCACCACUGCCCACCACUGCCCACCACUGUCCACCACUGCCCACCACUAUCCAGCAUUAUCCACCACUGCCAAACACAAUCCACCACUGCCCACCACUAUCCACCACUGCCCACCACUAUCCAGCAUUAUCCACCACUGCCAAACACAAUCAACCACUGCCCAACACAAUCCACCACUGCCCAACACAAUCCACGACUGCCCACCACUAUCCACGACUGCCCAUCACUAUCCACGACUGCCCACCACUAUCCACGACUGCCCACCACUAUCCACGACUGCCCACCACUAUCCACCGCUAUCCACGACUGCCCACCGCUAUCCACCACUGCCCAACACAAUCCACCACUGCCCACCACUAUCCACCACUGCCCACCACUAUCCAGCAUUAUCCACCACUGCCCAACACAAUCCACCACUGCCCAACACAAUCCACCACUGCCCAACACAAUCCACCACUGCCCACCACUAUCCACGACUGCCCACCACUAUCCACGACUGCCCACCACUAUCCACGACUGCCCACCACUAUCCACGACUGCCCACCACUAUCCAUGACUGCCCACCACUAUCCACCACUGCCCACCACUAUCCACCACUGCCCACCACUAUCCACGACUGCCCACCACUGCCCACCACUAUCCACCACUAUCCACGACUUCCCACAGCUAUCCACGACUGCUCACCACUAUCCACGACUGCCCACCACUAUCCACGACUGCCCACCACUAUCCACGACUGCCCACCACUAUCCACCGCUAUCCACCAUUGCCCACCGCUAUCCACGACUGCCCACCGCUAUCCACGACUGCCCACCACUAUCCACGACUUCCCACCACUAUCCACGACUGCCUACCACUAUCCACAACUGCCCACAGCUAUCCACGACUGCCCACCACUAUCCACCAUUUCCCACCACUAUCCACGACUGCCCACCACUGUCCACGACUGCCCAUCACUAUCCACGACUGCCCACCACUAUCCACGACUGCCCACCACUAUCCACCACUGCCCACCACUAUCCACCACUAUCCACCACUGCCCACCACUAUCCAUGACGGCCACCACUGUCCAGCACUAUCCAUGA
Messenger RNA from Oncorhynchus mykiss (rainbow trout), 2379 nucleotides. NCBI's taxonomy places the organism in Eukaryota, Metazoa, Chordata, Actinopteri, Salmoniformes, Salmonidae. The record is from RefSeq and is a predicted model, not a curated record.